UUGUGGCCUCCUGUUCUAACAUCUCCUUAAAAGCUUGAUCUUAUUGGACUGCUUAACGAGACAUAUCUGGAAGUUUUCUUAAUUUUCUGAUUAGUUGUUCUAGACAAGACAUAGCUGGAUGUCUUGUUUUUUCUUUCUAAUGCUUGCUCUUGAAAUUUAUCAUCUAGAAUGCAAUUUUCUGAUCUUGUUUGAGACAAUUCCGAGACAGAACAUGAUCUUGAGACUUUAAUGAUCCACUUUCCAACAUGAUUGUGUUUUCUUCAGACAGGUGCUCUGUUAAAUAAUGCCAAUGCCACACCAGGGUUGGCUGCAAUUGAGGAAAGGUUUCCUUUCUCUGAACUUCACAAAAAGGAACGCCCCGAUCAGGAAAACAAAGAUGGUAGUGAAACGGAGGAUGAUGAAGAUGACGACGAUGACGAUGAUGCAAAUGAUCAGGAUGACGACGACGACGACGAAGAUUUUUCCGGAGGUGAAGAAGGGGAUGAUGGUGAUCCAGAGGAUGAUCCUGAAGCAAAUGGCGACGGAAGAGCUGGAGGUGAUGAGGAAGAUGAUGAUGAGGACGACGACAAUGGAGAGGACGAGGACGACGAUGAGGACGAGGAAGAAGACGAGGAGGAGGAAGACGAGGAGGAGGAAACACCUCAGCCACCAGCUAAGAAGAGGAAGUGAGAAUAUUGAUUGGCCCUCCACGUCAUCGAGUUUCGAGCAGCGAGGGAAGUUUAGCUAGUGUAAGCCUUUGGUUUAGGGGUAGAAACAUUGUCGGCCUUGUUGGUAAUGAACUGCGCAGCUUAUGUUUGUGAUGUUAUGGAUCCAUGUUAUAUAUAACAUUUCUUUUGGUAAACUAGUUAAGCAAAUUUCCAUUGAUAUGGCAAAA
Molecule: messenger RNA, 874 nt
Organism: Cucurbita pepo subsp. pepo (vegetable marrow)
Lineage: Eukaryota; Viridiplantae; Streptophyta; Magnoliopsida; Cucurbitales; Cucurbitaceae
Source: RefSeq, a predicted model, not a curated record